Lingula anatina is the source of this 2344-nucleotide messenger RNA. RefSeq names its product two pore calcium channel protein 1. Gene Ontology annotation, biological process: monoatomic ion transport; transmembrane transport. Lineage: Eukaryota; Metazoa; Brachiopoda; Lingulata; Lingulida; Lingulidae. Gene Ontology annotation, cellular component: lysosomal membrane; endosome membrane. The record is from RefSeq and is a predicted model, not a curated record. Gene Ontology annotation, molecular function: voltage-gated channel activity; monoatomic ion channel activity.
AACUCUCGCGAGAGUUCAGAGGUAAACACGUUAUGGCGGACGAAGACCGUCUCAUACAGGACACUGACAGUACACGAAACCGCCGACCAUCCAACACAGAAUUUGAUGAAUUCUAUGAAUCAGGGGGUAUAAUUCCCGAAAACCCUUCUAGUUCAGAAAGAGAACUUAAUUCUGUUCGUCAGCAAAAAGUUCUAUGGCAAUAUAACUAUCAGGAAGCUGCCAUUUUUCUUGAAGAAGGCAUCAACAAUGACAAGUUUAAAACACACCCUAGGACUUUUGAUGCUCUUCCAGCAUACGCCCUUGCUCAUAACAAGUGGUAUUACUUAAUGGACCUGUUGGCAUCAUUACUGUUGUUGGGGCUUAUUUUUUGUGAAUCCCCUGCAGUGCCUUUUCUGAAGCUACCAAUUGGUGCCCAUGCUUCAUUGGAGCUGUUUGGUUUGGCCUUGCUGUCAGUUGAGCUUGGACUCAAAUUGCGAUGGCAGGGAGUGAAAACAUUUUUCAGUCAUAAGAGGACCUUGUUCAAGACCUUGCUUUUAUUUCUUAUGUUUACUGAGGCAAUAGUAGUACUUAGUAGACAGAGCAAUCAUUUCCGAGUGACACGGGCUCUCAGACCACUAUUUCUUUUAGACUCGCAUUAUGCAAGAGGUGUUAGAAGGUUUGUGCGGCAGAUUUUACAGUCCUUGCCUCCAAUUUUAGACAUGAUAGCACUGUUGUUAUUUUUUAUGUUGAUAUUUUCAAUAUUAGGAUUUUACUUGUUUUCAACCAAUCCAGAUGAUCCGUUUUUCAAGACUAUACAGAGUAGUUUUAUAAGCUUGUUUGUACUUUUAACAACAGCAAAUUAUCCAGAUGUGAUGAUGCCAUCUUAUGCCCAGUCCAAAUGGUCUUGCCUGUUUUUUGUGGUAUAUUUGUCUAUAGAGCUGUAUUUUCUAAUGAGUCUGUUGCUAGCUGUGGUGUAUGAUACAUUCAAUACAAUAGAAAAGACCAAGUUGAAGAAACUAUAUAUGCACAAAAGGAAAGCAUGUGAAUAUGCUUUUAAGCUCCUGGUGACCAAAAAACAUCCUGACAAGAUAAGGUUGAAGGCGUUUGUGGGUUUCAUGAAAUAUUACAAACCGAGGAAAACUCCCAAGGAAGUCUACUUAAUAUUUAAAUAUCUUAACAAAAGCAGCACUGGAAGUCUAACAAGUGAAGAGUUCCACGAUAUUUAUAAUGUUUGUGAACUACAGUGGAAGCCAAGACAUCAGGCAAAUCAACUUUGGUCAUCAAAUUUUCAUUAUCCCUUUAACAAAUUAUUUAAAUAUCUCAAUGCACUUGUUACUUCUCGAUGGUUUGACUAUGCAAUAUAUGUGAUAAUAGCUGUUAACUUUGUAUGGAUUCUUGUGGAAACAAUACAGAUCUCAGCUUGGCCAUAGUGAUGUUGCUAUCUUUCUACUUCUUUUCUGUGAUUGGGAUGGAGAUAUUUGCUCCAUAUACAGACAAAAUGGUGAACUGUUGCAAAAACACAUCGGUUGCUGAUUACUAUACAAAAACCAAUUCCAGUGAUGGGUUUUAUUAUCUCAACAACUUUGAAAAUGUAAUGAGCAGUGCAGUUACUCUGUUUGAGUUAACAGUAGUAAAUAAUUGGUUUAUUAUCAUGGAAGGGUAUGCAUCAGUGGUCUCUGAAUGGAGCCGGAUUUACUUCAUGCUGUUUUACUUAUCAAUGAUGGUGGUGAUGAAUAUUGUUGUUGCAUUCAUUCUGGAAGCCUUCAUCUUCAGAAUUCAAUACAGGAAGAAUGUGGAUGAUGAUAUGGAUGACCAUGCAGUGGUUAAAUUAGAAGUCACACUUCACCCAGAAGAAGUGGUGAUGGUGGAUAGUCGGGGAGGACAUCUUUCUGAUUAUUAUAUGAGGAAUGCUGUAUUUGAACAGCAUGUACAAGAAGGCCAUGGGACUGUGUUCAGAGGGGAGAGAAUUCGCAGCAAGGAAGACUUCAGCAUAAAGAUGUAUGAAGAUGAAGUGAAGGAAUGGAUAGCAGAAGAGACUGAGCAGCGGCAACAGUAUGAGCUUCAAAUGCAAGAAAUGAGAAGGCAAUCCCAACAAAAUGGUUUACAAAUCAUGCAGCCAGAUCUCAUAGCAGAUGAUCAUUAUGAACGUUCCAGAACUAGCACAUAUUGACAAUGUGUUAUUAAUCACUUCUUCACUCGUGGGCACAGUUAAAUUCACCAGUGGUGUACAAUACAGUAGUAGUGACAUGGGUGUUACAAACCCAUUACCAGAGACAGCAAAUGAAAACCUUGUUAUAUUUAAUUGCUCUUUCAAAAUUGCCAGGUUAUAUGUAUUACAUUUCAAUUUUUGUUAACUUGUGUGUCU